Rhizophagus irregularis DAOM 181602=DAOM 197198 is the source of this 1315-nucleotide messenger RNA. RefSeq lists its product as uncharacterized. The record is from RefSeq and is a predicted model, not a curated record. Lineage: Eukaryota; Fungi; Glomeromycota; Glomeromycetes; Glomerales; Glomeraceae. Gene Ontology annotation, cellular component: plasma membrane. Gene Ontology annotation, molecular function: G protein-coupled receptor activity. Gene Ontology annotation, biological process: adenylate cyclase-activating G protein-coupled receptor signaling pathway.
UUUACGUUUCUUUCACCUAUUUUUACCGAUUUUGUAUUUAUUUUCCUUCCAUAUUUAUUUAAUAAAUUUUACUUUCGCACACUUCGCACAUCAUUACAUUCUUUUAUUAUCAAUUUUUUAACAUGAUUAAUAAUAAGUUAUUUAUAAAAUAUUCAUUUAUGUCAAUAAUAAUCCUUCUAUUUCUAUUCAUUGACGUUAUUUUAGCGAUUGAUGGUCGAUUGGAUGCCCCGGAUAAUAUAAAUAAUUUCCAUUUAGUGGUAGAUUUUUCGUUAACGAUGAUUGUAUUAGGCUUGAUCGGAUGUGUUUAUGUUUUUUAUAGGGUUUAUAUGCAGUGGAUAUUAAGUAGAAAAAAAUUAGCCAUGAUUUAUAGAUUACCUUUCUAUACUGCGUGCACAGAUUUUUUAAUAAAUUGCAAUUUUUUUAUUAAUAUGUUACACACAGCUAUAUAUGCACAAGUAUGGAAUAAUAUGCCAUGUAAAAUAAUUGGCGCACUUAACUGGGCAUUUCUUACGAUAAACAUAUGCUUUUAUGCUGUAAUAGCGAUAAUAACCUAUCUUCGAAUUUGUCGCGAAAUACAUCUUAAUUAUGGCAAAUAUGAUUAUAAACUUUGGUUAAUUGUAAUUGCAGGAAGUAUGAUAAUUCAAUUAGUAAAUAUACAAAAUAAUGGUAAACGUGAUUAUUGGUGUGCUGCAAAAUCAGGACAAAUUAAUUCAGCAAUAAUAUUAUUUUCUACUAUAACGAUAGUAUUAUCGAUAAUCUUAUUUUGUUAUAUAAGUAUAUUAAGAAAAGUCCACAAAGCACCAGAAUUUUUGUCAUCAUCAUCAUCAAAUAGUCGAAGUAGUCGGAACGAAAAUACUGCAAAUGUUAGAGUUAUUGCAUUUGAACAUUAUUCUGAAGUUGAAAGAAAGGCUGCAAAAAAAAUUUUGAGUUAUAUAGCUAUGUUCAUUUUACAAUGGAUCCCUAUGUUAAUUUCUCAAGGUGCCAGAUUUGUUUUGAAUGAAGAACCUUGGGUCUAUGUUAUGGGGACUAUAGGACGUUCAUUUGGAGGGAUUGGCAAUUUAAUUCAAUUUAUACUGAAUGAAGGUUUUUUUCCAAAAUCUUAUGAUAUAAAUUAUGAUAAUGAAAAUAGUGGUAUAUCACUUGAGAACACGAAACCAAAAAUAAAUAGUAAAGAUGAUAAAAUUAUUAUAAUUAACGAAAAUAGCGAUUAAAAUCCGAUAUUGUAUAAUUAAUAAUUAAGUUUUUGUAAAUAUAUAAAUUAUAAUUUGUAUAACAGUAUUAUAAGUUAUGUAAUAAAUCAUAAAUCAACCGAUGU